AUGGCUCAGGAGUCCUUGCAGACGCUGCAGCGGACAAUUUGGGAAGCGCGUCUGCCGCUGGAGAUCAGGCUGGCGUCUUCAGAAUGUCGCUCGUUUGACGAAGCAGAUCCCUAUCUGAUUGCGUAUCCGCGCCUGUCAUAUCUGCCCUUACUGCUUCCAAGGCUACAUGCUUUCUUCUCACCAUCACUCAUUGUCGACCCGGAAACCAUUUCUCCUUACUCCGGAUACUUCACAUAUGACGGGGUUCCUCUAAAAUGGCAUCUGCCAUUGGGUCUACUCUAUGACAUAUACAUCUUGUCAACGAAAGAUGCCGAUGCUGGUACCGGGACGGAUAACUCUAACACGUCGUUACCGUUCAAACUGACGUUACAUUUCAACCCCCCUGACCCCGAAAAGGCCAGCAUGAUGGCUGCAACGCCGGUCGUUUUGCACGACUCCUUCAUCAAUUCGGUAAAGGAAGCAGACUUUCUAAGGUCGGGGACCGCGAAGCCCAUCAUGACUCUGGGAGCACAGGAAAGUAGGGCUCUAUGGACAUCGACCCAAGACAACGACUUGUCCACCUUUGCCAAAAUCCAUGCCAGUUUGAUGCCGGCGCCGGGGCAGUUGAGAAACAUCCCUCUACGGGUUUACCUGCCUUCUCCAGCUGAUCAGGAUCCGACAAAGGGACAGGUCAAAGUAAUACAAUCGAGUAUUCCUCCCACCCUGGCAAUCGCGAGCAGCCAGAGUACUAGCACGGCUGCUGGGUUACGGGCGGCUAGUGGUGGUGGAGCAGGACAGGCUCAGACGUUGGGCACAGCGUUGCACCAAUUGAUACCUAGUCUUUUCCCGUCUCGACGUACUCCCAUCCUUGCCACACCGUUAUUGCAUGGGGCUCCUAUACCAAUGAACGCGUCGUUGGAGGACCUGGUGCGAUGGGGGUGUUAUGCAGACGGCUGGCUGUCGGUAGUAGUGGCGAUGCGCGGAUAG
Molecule: messenger RNA, 966 nt
Organism: Exophiala dermatitidis NIH/UT8656
Lineage: Eukaryota; Fungi; Ascomycota; Eurotiomycetes; Chaetothyriales; Herpotrichiellaceae
Product: autophagy-like protein 5
Exons: 2
Coding region: 1-966 (321 amino acids)
Biological process (GO): nucleophagy; autophagosome assembly; cellular response to nitrogen starvation
Cellular component (GO): Atg12-Atg5-Atg16 complex; phagophore assembly site membrane; cytoplasm
Source: RefSeq, a predicted model, not a curated record